UUCUAUCAAUUCUGUUCUUAUUUUUCCACCUCAGGCUUCCAUCUGAGCGGUACGGUCAGUGAACCCAGCGGUCAACUCUACGAGCCAGAGCAAAAGCAUCGGGUAUCGAUAAGCUUUGAUCGCUGCAAGAUCACGGCGGUAACGUGCACCUGCGGCAACCGCGACAUCUUCUGGUGCCAACAUGUGGUGGCGCUCUCACUUCACAGAAUACGGCGGGCGCGGGAAGUCCAGCUGCGCUUGCCCAUCUCCGAGACGUUACUUCAGAUGGAUCGGGAACAACUCCAGAAAUUUGCUCAGUACCUCAUUGCCGCACAUCACACAAAUGUCCUGCCAACGGCACAGAAACUCGCAGACGAGAUCUUGCAGUCAAAGUCAGAAAUCAACCAGCUUGCAGGUGCACCUGACCCGACAGCUGGAGCCAGUAUAGAUGACGAUAGCUGCUGGCAUCUCGACGAAGAGCAAGUCCAAGAGCAGGUCAAACUCUAUCUUCAGCAGGGAAGCUACUAUGACUCGGGGAAACAACUUAACUCAUUAUUUGCCAAGGUACGAGAAAUGUUACGGGUUCGAGACUCCAACGGAGCACGUAUGUUGACGUUAAUCACAGAACAGUUCAUGGUGGAUCCUAGGUUACAACUAUGGAGGCAACAAGGGACACCAAUGACAGACAAACACAGACAACUCUGGGACCAACUAGGUUUACUAUGGAUGGUGGUGGUGAUGAAUCCAGGUUACUCAAAGCGAGAUAAAGAGCUCUGGAGAGUGCGGUUACGGCAAUGGAGUUCCAAUGACCUUUGCCCUCUAGAAGACGCAGACGCUCGCAGUAAUAUUCCCAACCCUGGACCAGGUGCAAUAAACAAUGUGGCAGGACCGUCCGCAAACGGCGACAGACCGAGGACGAUCUUCACAAGGGCGAUAGAGGCGUGCGACCUUCAGUGGUGUGACAACCACUUACAAAACGUCUUGAACAAAGACUACUUCAUGUGUGUGCACCAUAUCAAAGAUAUGGAUUAUGGUCUGUUCAACCAGUCAGCCUUUCCACUCUGGUCAGAACAUCUACCAACAGCUUGUGCGAGAGUAGAUGCUCUGCGUUCCCAUGGUUACCCCAAAGAAGCAUUACGUCUAGCCGUCUCCAUCGUUAGAUACCUCAAAAAAGUACAGCAAGACCACCUCAAACAAGCUAAACACAGUGCCCGUAAAUCAAAACGGAAAUGUUCCCAGAGCAGCAUGACGGCCAGCGAGGUAUUCUACGGUAGCGGCGGCGGCAGUAGCAACAUUGCGAGGGACGCGAGCGAGGCGUGGAUCGGCCAUCCCCUGGACCCCAUCGGAUGCUUGCUAGACACCCUCCUAGAGGCAUCCAGUGCUAACCCCGAGGGCUUGGAUGGUGGCGACGGUGGGGUGGCCAUAUUUGCAGCAAGAACUUCCGUCAGAUUCAAACUUCAGGAUUGCAUGUCCAACUGCCCUUCCACCAGCGGGUCAUCAUCCAACCAAUCCUCCUCCUCCUCAGCGAGCCACGCUAACAACAAAUACCGUCACGUCAGGGUGACGGGGUCCAACGACCCUCUGGAGUCGUACCUCACCCUGGCCUACGAGGUCGCCGUCAUCGGGCUGGGCCAGCAGAGGGUGAUGCCGAUGGGGCUGUAUGCUCAGGACAAGGCUUGCAGGGCGGAGGAGGAACUCAUCACAAGGCAUAGUGAGAUCCUGAUGGACCAUAAUCUGGUCCAGGUCUUGCAGCAGCAGGCUAAUACCCUGAUGGAAGCAGGUACUGCCAGUGGUCUAGGUAGCACAGUGAGACCAGAGAGUUUUCCCAUGCACACCUUUGGUAGAUACCUCUUCCAGACCCUGCUCCCGUACAAUGAGGACCUGGCCUACAAGGUUGGACUACGUGCCAUGAGAUUGCCCAUCUUAGAGGAAGGCACAUCGGGCAGUGGAGGACUGACAGCCAGCAGUAUGAACGCAGUUCUGAUGGGUCGAUAUCCUCGCUGGUUUGUGCUCGGACACAUAGAGUCCCAACAGUGCGAGCUGGCUAGCUGUAUGAUCACUGCUGCAAAGGAUGAUCCUCGUCGACUGCGGAAUGUUCUGGAGGCAGCCCAACGCCACAUCCACAGUGCAUCACAACUCUUCAAGCUUGCUCAGGAUGCCUUCAAGGUAGCCACACCCGUCGAUGGCCCCACCCACUACACCCUCCUCAAGGCGACCUUUGACCUUGGCCUGCACAUCAUGCGCAUGACCCUCGCCAACAUGAACUGGAGACGGAGGGACAUGGUGCACUGGAUGGUCCGCUGCGCCACGGAGAUCGGCAUGGGCGCACUCAUCACCAUCAUGCAGUCGUGGUACACGCUCUUCUCACCGACGGAAGCAACGACGAUGGUCGCGACCACGGUCAUGUCGCCCACCACCGCCGUCAGGUUGAACCUGAACUUCAGAGAACAGGAGGAGCUAGCCCGGUGUGCUCGAAGCGUGGCUUUACAAUGUGCUGCCAAGGAUCCACCUUCCUGUGCACUAUGUGCUUUAACUCUAUGUGAGAAAGACACUGUGGCAUUCAAGGCCGCCUAUCAAAUAGUCGUGGACGCGGCAGCAGGAGCCAUGAACUCUCAGCAACUCUUUACGAUAGCAAGGUACAUGGAGCACCGGGGCUAUGCCUCGCUGGCCUACGACCUGGCCGUCCUCGCCAUGAGGAAUCUUUCGUUGGGGUACAACCAGGACACGCAUCCAGCAAUAAACGACGUGUACUGGGCUUGUGCACUCAGCCACUCACUGGGCAAAGAGCAGCUGACUAAUAUGAUCCCUCUAGUGGUCAAGAGCGUCCAGUGUGCCUCGGUCCUUGCUGAUGUACUUCAUAGAUGUACUCUAACAGCCCCUGGUGUUGGUUGCCCACCUGAUGUCAAACGUCGCUGCAUCAAACUCUUGCCAUAUGACAAAGAUCCCAUGCGUCAGCUCCUCGACGCGGCCAUCGCUGCUUACAUCAACACCGCCCAUUCCCGCCUCACACACAUCUCCCCGCGCCACUACGGCGACUUCAUCGAGUUCCUCGGGAAGGCUCGGGAGACAUUUUACCUCGCGCCCGAUGGCCACAUGCGCUUCACCAAGCUAAUAGACGACCUUAAGAUCAUGUACCGCGGCAAAAAGAAACUAAUGCAUCUUGUUCGGGAGAGGUUCGGAUGACGCUGGGCCUUAGAGGGCACUCUCUCAGCCCCAGAGCGGGGCACGACUAUAGACAGAGGCGUAGAGGUGUAUGUGCCAGUUGUGGGUAUUCUGUGGUUGUGAAUCAAUUACUGCAGGGGCAAUAUGCAAAUUCUUUUUUUCUUUUUUUUAAUUCCUUGAUAUGGAAAAAGGAUGUUACCGAUUCUAGCCACACCGUUGUAGUAUUGUGUAUUAUUGAUUUGAUUCCUGUCUCUGUUUCCAUGUUAUGUAACUCGUUAGUAUGCCAUGAUAUGAACUCUUAAAAGUGUUCCACAGUAAACAAACAUUACAAUUUGUAACUCAUCCAAAUUGAAUCAUGUGUUGAACAUCAGUAUUCGGAUAAGUCAUCCAGUUAAGUUGUUGUCCUCGUCGUUGUCAAGAAAGUAAAAAAAUGCACGUUAUAUUACAUGUGAGGUUUCCUGUCUCUAAGGCUAUGGCUUGAAGUUCCCAAGAAAUAAUCUGAAAGACUUGAAGAGAAGAAUUUUAUAAACAUUCAGGGUCAUACAUGUAGCUUGUAAGGGCUCACUGGAGUUAAGGAUUUCUUUCUCGUGCUGCAAUUUACAUCUCAUGCUCCAUUGCGCAAUUAGAAAGCAAUGAAAAUUUACUUUCUUGUUUGUAAUGCAGGAUUAUUUCUUUGGUCUUCAAAACCGCUUAUUCCUCCAAAAUGCUUGAUGAAAAUAGAACAUUUAUUUCCAAAGCUAGCCACUUGUUGAAGUAAAGACAAGACCUCACCUUUGUGUGUGUGUCCAAGCCUACACAUGUAUGUUUGAUGUGUUUCAUUGAAGUAAACAGUAAAUACCCUUUAUGUAAUUCAUAAUCUUUACAUAAAUUUCCACCCUUAAAAAUUGUAAAUGGAUUUAUAAAUGCAUGAACUUAAUAUGUUUAUGAAGUUAACCAGAUUUCAUUCUAUUCAUUGCCAUGAAUGUAAUAUAUUUAUGAUCAGUCCAUACACGUCUGUUAUAAGAAUCAUUGUAAUAUUGUCUUUGUAGCCCUGUACCAUCUCAAAGACGUGUAAAUGCAUCCUUUUAGGAAAAUUCAUAUUUUAAUAUUGCCAAUAAUGUCGAUAAUUCAUUUCUUCAUCUCUAGAAGCAUUGCCAAAGGUAGGAAAUUGUCAAAGAGACAACUCUUGCUCCAAUUGUAGUGUUGUUAAUUGCCAAAAGACCCCCAAAAUGCAUGAUUCUUUUAACAUGUGAGUAAUUCCACUACUCAGUGUGUAGUGUUAUGAAAUGUAUUUAAAUAAUUUAUUACAACAAACAAAACUUUCAAUAGCAGAUAUAUUAUAAGUGCUCAUGUAUAACAUAGGAACUGUAAGGGGCAUGGCUAAUGCCAAAUCUCCUUGUUAAGAAUUAUCACUAUCCUUGUAUCUGAGCUGGCUGUAUUGCUAUCCAUAAAAACAACUCCAAAUAAAGUAAUGUCAUAGGUUCAUUAUUCUGGAUGUAUUUAAUUAUAAUCCUUCAAUUGUUGCCAGUCAGCAAUGCCCCAACAUGCUUUCUUAAUUCUGUGGUUAUAAUAAACAUAUCGCCAUAAGAAUAAGAAGGAGAUAUUUCAAUUUCUAAGAGACUUUGUCUAAUAUCUUAGAAAUGGAAUUGUAUUGAAUAUUUGGAAUAAGGUGGCAAACUAGCAAGUUAUUGAGUUAAUGAUUUAUGUAGCUGGAUGCCCCAUAUUCUUGAUCUAUUUAUCCUUUCUUGAUUGACUAAGUUAAGACAAGACGAUUUUCUUUUUGAAGAAUCUACCUCAUUUACCUCAUAUCUUAACAUGUACAUUAGAACUCUUAUUAUUCAUUACUUAAUGGUUAUUGCCAAUAUAUUUAAAUAUUAAAAAUCAAAUAGGCAUGAUGCAGGGAAAUUAUUUUGAUGUGUCAUAAUUCAUAGUUGAGGAUUGAUUGAAAAUAAAUAGUCUUGGGAAAUCGAGGGUAGAAUUUAAGAUGAUUUCCUUCCAUUUUUGCGUGUAUCAGUACCUACAUUGACUUACCUGCGCAUUUUAUAGAUAUCGUACAGAAAUCUUUUGCAAAAAAAAAUGCUUCCCAAAGAAAAUGCAUGUUUAAUUUCUGUCUCUAGUUCACAUGCUAUGGCUAAAUAGUUCAAAAUUGCACCAUUAUUUCAGGAAAUGGCUAGAAGUAAGACCAUUUCUCAUCAUAAAAGUUUUAAAUCUUGGUAAAUAAAAUACCCUAUAUAAUUUAAGUCUGAUUUCUUGAGCGUUCAUUUUUCUUCAUGCUGCAGACAAAAACAAAACAAUGAUAGCUGCGUUAUUACGAUGAUUUCAAGCUUGUGUGGAAACCAUAAGAAGUUGUAAAAAGUCGUUUGAAUCAUUAUAUAUUUAUUUAUUGUGAGUGUUAUCACAAAAGAAGACCUAGUCUUUGCAUGAGCUCACUUGUUUGUGGUUUCUCGUUGUCACGGAUACACACCUCACACGUUAUACUUCUUGUUUACGCACAUUUCAAAGUGAAAGAUGUAAAGUGUUUCUUCUUUUUUUUAUAUAUAGUUUCUGAAAUCGUGGCAUUACCUGAAAUUGUGCAUAUUGUAUAUGUUGUAAAGCUGCUUCUUCCUUUUUUUUUUUAAAGAAAGAAGUGUGAUAGUCUAUCAAAGUGCACCUUUAUCGGUCUAUAUUUAAAAUUAUUUCCUUUUUCUUUAUCUUGUAGAAGAUAAUGUGCUGUGAAUGAAGAAGGGCUGCUCUGGGUUUAAAUUAAGACUGAGUUCUCGCAAAUACUUCUCACCUAAAACUUCUAAACUGCCAAAACUCCACAUUAAUUUGCUAAUUUUAGAAGGAAAUUACCACUUUUUAAAAGUGUUUUUAUCGUUUUCUAAAUAAGAAAAAUAAAAUUAAUCAACAUAUAAAAAACUAAAGCUUUGUCUUGAUAAUAUUUAGGUGUUGCAAGAUGGUAUGGCAGUUAUGUCUUUGCUUGUCACUGACUUUGAGUAAAGGUAACAUAAUAGAACCAUUGACAAUCAUUGUUACUUGAACAAAAAUGAAAGAAAGAGAGAUUAAUUAAAAAGAGAACUCAGAUCUGAUUUAUGAACUGCAGGAAGAAAGGAGUCACUAACCCGUGUCUAUGUACUAUUGUAUGAUGGUGACAAUGUAUGUUGUUUGUUUAUUAUGUUUAUCUGUAAUGCUAGAUUAGAUAAAGGUUUUUUUUUUUCUUUUUCUUUUUUUUCUUUUGCCACCACAAUUGGAUAUGAAGUGGAAGUGCCAAUAUAUUUUGACAAAGAUUUUGUUUUUCUAAGGGAUUGAAGAUGAAGAACAGGUGCUAUUUUAUGUCAAAACUUUUUUGAAGGGGAAUCAAGUGCAAGGAAUGUUUCUGUACAAAGACAAACAAAUACAUUUUAUUGAUGUUCCAAGGUUUUCUUUAUGAUAGUUGUCGAGUGUCAUGUACAGUUGAUAUCGACUGUAUGAUUGUAUCAAAUAUUUCUAAGUUUGUAGAGUCUACUAAAUAUGUUUCUUGUUUUCUUCUUUUUCUUCUUUUUUUCCACAUGACCAAAUUGUUUGCCGCAAGAUACAUAUUAUUUGUGUGAUUUCUAUUGUGUUUAGACGAGGUAUUUACAGAUAUAUCGAGUUCGAAUGGGUUGAACCUGUUCAGAAAGAAAGAAAUAAUGGGUAUUUAGCAAGAUGCAGGGAUGUCCUUCUAUUAGAUUACUAGCUGAUUUGUUAUAAAAGAUUGUUAAUUGCAGAGAAAUGCAACAAACCAUUUUUUUACCCAUUACUUUCAUUAUAAAGCUUCAUGGAGUACUACAUAAGCCUUAUUUCAUGAUUUAGAUAGCAGGUCAUUUCAUCAAAGAGUUCCUGUUUUUGUUUGUUUUUUUUUUUUUUUACAUGAACGCCGUUUGGUUUGCAGUUCCCAAAUAUGAGCCAUUGUCAAAUAUUGUAAUAGUGGUGAUUAGCUAUGCAGAAGUACUAUCCCAUUUGGGAAUUUGUGUAUUUCAGCCUCGAUCAUAGUAACAUGAAUGCUCGUAAACUAGACUGUGUUAUAUGUAGGUUACGGGUUGUGAAAUGACUUGCUAUUUAACGAUGGCAUGGAUAACAUUCAACAAUUAAAUACUUAUAAGACAUAAUUUUCUUAAACACCACACCAUGUUAGUGUCUGCAGAUAGGCAUUUCAACUGCAAAAAAAAUAGUGAAAUAACCAGAAUGAUUCUAAGAUCUGCUCUGCUUCAUGCCAGAAAUGGAUGUGCAUGAGAUCACUUGUCAUGUUUACUGCUCUAUACCUGCACAAACAAACAUUACUUUGGUGUAAAAAUGCAAUUUUCUUUCUUUUUUAAACUUCUAAAUCACAUUUCUCUGUACUUGCUAAGAUUACAUUCAUUUCUAUGUAAAAUAUUACUGGAGAUAACAAAAUCCCUUUCUGUAUAUUUUGUACCUGUGAUGUGACAUUUACAAGAUUUUCGUUUCUCCGUCAGGACUUUUCAGUCAGAUUUUUGAAAAGAUUCCUGGGAGGGUAUUUGGAGAAUGAUGAAAUUGAAGAGAUUUGAAACUAAUUAGAAGAUUUAGUUGUGAUAAUGGUUGAAGUCUCUGAAGUAGAAUUCAUUUUUUAUUUUAUAUUUCCGUGCACUGUUUCUCACUCCUAAAUGUUGCAAGUUGUUUCUGUCAUUUUUGUAGUAUUGUGAUGAAAAAAUAUGAUCAUGAAAAAUUAUAAAGCUCAGGGCAUGCCUCAAUUUCCAAUUGUAGAUUAUUUCUUGGAAGGAUGGAGAAAAGAAAAACAUUCUUUGUGAAUUUAAUGGUUUUCUUGUGAUAAUUUAUUAUGCGUCUGGUGUAGAAAAAACGAUCAGCUGUAUGUGUAGUUAGGAGGAUGUAGCGUCAUUUGUCUGUUUUAUCUUAUAGUACCAGAUGGAAUUAUAGUAGAUAAAAGAUAGAUGUUAUUAGUCAAAAACUCACUCAUGAUGAUGAUGAUGUUGAUGAUGAAAAAAGAAAAUGAUUAAAAUGUCAUAAAAAAUAGAAAAAAAGUGGAUUGAUGCAGUUGACAAAUUUUCCAGUUUUAUAAUAAAUUAUUUGAACCAAGUAUGAGGAAAGGACUGUAUUGAUCAGAAAAAAAUA
Strongylocentrotus purpuratus (purple sea urchin) is the source of this 8205-nucleotide messenger RNA. Its product is annotated as zinc finger SWIM domain-containing protein 5. The coding region runs from base 265 to 3162 and encodes 965 amino acids. The transcript is spliced from 13 exons. Gene Ontology annotation, cellular component: Cul2-RING ubiquitin ligase complex. Lineage: Eukaryota; Metazoa; Echinodermata; Echinoidea; Camarodonta; Strongylocentrotidae. The record is from RefSeq and is a predicted model, not a curated record.